AGGGUUAAAUAAUUAGUAUAUUUCUCGGGCAAUGAGGUUUUGAUCUUUUCUAGGGAAGAGAGUUGAGAAAAAAAAGGUUUGGUGGAAAAAAAAGGUUUGUUUGUUUUUAUAACGAAAAGCUGAUAGACUGACUGACUUGGUAGCUGAAAAACAGAGUCUGAGGAUUUAUGCCGCCGGUUGAUUUAGAUAAUUCAUCCGGGGAUGCAAGAAGCGUCUCACGGAACCUCCCCGGAAUGCCUGAUCCAGAAGCGGAGGUGAUAGCCUUGUCACCCAAAACUCUGAUGGCAAAGAACCGAUUCGUGUGCGAAAUCUGCAACAAAGGCUUUCAACGAGACCAGAACCUCCGGCUCCACCGUCGUGGUCCGAAACAGACAACGCUUGACUUUUUAGGUUUGGGAAGAGCUGUUGGUAAUGGAAGUAGUAACCCCGGUGGAGGGUUGUCGGCUCUGUUUGGGACGGCGGGGGAGUUUUCAGGCAAAGACAUUGGUAGAACAAGUUCCUAAGAGAGAGUAGAAGAAGAGUGUAGUUUAUAAGAGUAUAUGUUUUGGUAUUUUUGUUUAAUAGUGAAAGCAGCAGGCAGCUCUAGUGUUGUUGUUCCCCCAGUGUGAAUUUUAAUCAUAAAGUACAUAAAGCUUAUAGCUUAGCAGAAACAACAACAACAGUUAAUUUUCGAUUUUUUUGGGGAUCAUCAUGAGGUGAGGAUUGAAAUUUGUGUUAUUAAUGUAUGAUGUUUGUAACGACGGUGGGAUCGAAUUUUUGCACUGAUGAGGGAAAAAUAAGGAGAUGAGGUAUGACUUUUACUUUUGUAUCUUUGCUUGUUAGGUGUGGGGAUAUUUUUACCAAAAAGACAAUUUUUCGAAAACUCCUAAUUUUGGACAGAUAAUCCAAUGAAAUGUACCAAUCGACUUGACCAGUGAUUUUGAUUGGGAGAAUCGACCAAACAAUGUUGAUCGUUCGUAGGUCCAUGUCCAUCCAUAGUAGGAGUUAUCCAUUCCAUGGUAUCUCUUAUUAUUAUUUUUUUUUUUUUGUUUUCAAGACUUAGAGAAGACAUGACAUAUAUACACAGACAAAUCUACCUAGAAGAUAUUUAUCUGGUAAAAUCAAUCUGCAUAUUAACAUACUAGUAGAGGUUAUUGCUAGUACUCAGUAGAAAUAAGAAAGAUCCCUUAAUCAUUUGAGUAGUUGCAGUGCAAAAUCAAAAUUUAAAAAAACAAGUGAAUUUGGAAAGACUAGUGUGGCUGGCUGGCUAGUAGGUGGGUUACAUAAAUAUUGGAAGGCCAUUAAUAGGAAGACCUCUCAAAGCUAUAUCACACAUAAGAUAAUAUGAACUCGAAAGACCCAAGGAAUGAGGAGAGCUAGCGGCUGGAGAUGAAGGAGGAGGAGUAGGAGUUUGGUGCGGUGCAGUGGAGUGGAGUGGGGCUUUCACUUGUUCAAUCGUAAACUAAUAAAACCUAAAUCUCUCUCUCAAGACUGAAAAGCCAGUUAAGAUGUAGCUCUUUGAAUUUAAAGUGUGUCUGUAUUUUUCAUAAGCAGUGGAAGAUGUUUAUCUUUUA
Brassica napus (rape) is the source of this 1553-nucleotide messenger RNA. Its product is annotated as zinc finger protein ENHYDROUS-like. The record is from RefSeq and is a predicted model, not a curated record. NCBI's taxonomy places the organism in Eukaryota, Viridiplantae, Streptophyta, Magnoliopsida, Brassicales, Brassicaceae. Gene Ontology annotation, cellular component: nucleus. Gene Ontology annotation, molecular function: DNA-binding transcription factor activity. The transcript has 2 exons. The coding region runs from base 168 to 503 and encodes 111 amino acids.